CCGUGCCCGCCGGUUGGGUCGAGGGCUGGGAUCAAUCGUUUGAACAUGCCAACCAAAUGCCAAUAGCAACGGUUGGUAGAGGUCGUAAGGGUCCGAAUGAUGCGGAUAAGAGGUACAAGAACAGGUCGAAAUUGUAUCACGACAAGCUGUGGGCUCUCGACUGGGUCGGUGUGGCCGGCGAGGCCGGGUGCGGUGCUGUUGUGUUUUUGACGGAGGACGAAAGGGCGACCUGGUACUGUUGUAGUGGCAUCACCAGGUCUGAAAUCGACAAGGGCACGGCGGAGAAGGGCAAGGUCGACGAGCGAGACUUGAGGAAGUUCUUCCUCACUUCGGUGUACGAUGAACAGGGUACCGACUGGGUCAAAACUGUCCACAAGGUCAGCCUCGACCUCGCUCUGUUCAAGGGGUAUGGUCAGAAGGCAUUCGCUAUGAAAGCCUUCGGCAGCAAGCGAGAUAGGAAUGCGUUGAGGAUGCUCUUACCUAUUGAAUUCCUCAGCAAGACCAAUGGUUAUAAGAAAAGUGGUCAAUUCUCGACGGUCGCCGCUGGUCACCAACUCACAUUACCUUUUGUCCCGUUCGACGCUCCUGACGAAAGUCUCGUAGGCUUAUCAGCGUGCUCUAGCGAUCGCCGACAGGUUGUGUGGACACAACAACAACCUGUCGGCGGGAAGGAGACAAUUAUUUCUUACCAGAGGCGGUUGGCCGGUGGGUCAUCGAGAAACAUUCCAAAGAAGAAGGUGGUCGCCGGACCUCCUUCGAAUCUUCCGGUGAGCUCGCAUGCUAGUGCCAGCUCACGCUCGUGGGACACCUCUCAACGUCGAAUGGACGAGGAGUCAGACGAAGAGACGGAGGAUGAUGCACGGGUUCGGCAAGUGCGUUCCCGGUUGAUAGCGACGCCAGGGCACAUCCAGGGCGAAGGCUCUUGCGAUGUGAAUGAGAGGCGACAAAGUGGUGGAGGUGCUGAAGCUCGGGUGGGGGACGAUGGAGAACACGACGAGGAUGAAGGGGAGUGUGGUUGUGGCGAGUGGCGAGAAUACAUUCGAGGAACGGUUGACCAUAUGGAGUGGGAAAAGGAUGUGGUUAGCGGUGGGGUGAGCUGUGGCAGUGUCGGUGGUUCAGAAAUGGAAGACGAGGAAUUGGAAGACGAAGGAGGAGAUGCCGGUGUUUCCGCGGGGCUAACUUCCAAGGGGAAGGGAAAACGCACAGCGCAAUCGUCGUCGACGCCAGUUGCGCCUAAGAAGCAGGCUCAAAGGAAAGCUGUGGACGAAGCUCGGGUCGCCUUGGAUGCAUCUCAAGGGAAGCUUGGUGAAGCCGAUGUGAAAUGCAAAUCAAGUGCUCGGGUUCGCAAAACGUCACAACCCAAGAGGCCCGUGCAGCCAUCAAGGCGCCAGAAAUCGGACGACUCCAGCGACGAUGCUGAAGGGGUGGCCCCUCGAUUGCUCUCCCUCCCUGACGACGACGAGCAGGAGACGAAGAAACCCAGUGCGGUCAAUAUGACGCAGUGCUUCUUCCUCGAGUACGACGACGACGACAAAAAGAGAAGAGACCCGCCGAGGUUGGUCAUUGACGUCGUGCAGAUUCUUCCAAUUCCGGUGGGAGAUAUUGCCUUCAACCAGCGAUCGCUGAACCCGACCAUCGUUGCAAGCAUCGAAGCGGCAAUCGAUGCAUCAACUCGUCCAAGGUCAGAGGAUGAUCCGGCUCCGUGGGAUCCACCGGAGUUGGUGUUGGCUCCGAUUACGCCAUCAAUGGACGAGAAGAGCCAAGGGAUACGCGUCCUUCCACAGGACUUCAAUCCCGAUAGGGCAGAUGGGUAUUUCUAUUACCCAGUUGCCGGUCAACAUACUUCUGAAGCUAUGAAAAGAGCAGUGGCGAAAAAAUCUGCAACAGUGGAGGUGUUCGGCUUUCGGAAUUAUGAUCGUGUGCGGAUCAUUUAUUUCGACGACGACCAUACGAACGGGCACGUGUAUGUUUCGACAUACGACAACACGAGAGCUGACCGUGCUAUGUUGCCGUCGUUCCACCAAGCCUGCAAGGACAUCAAAGGAUUUUGGGACUCGAAGAAACGGAUCGGCCCUGUGGGGAACGGGAAGAAGGAGGUGUUCCAUUGCAUACCGGCUAGGGACGGGGGACCAAACGCUACGGUGUCCUUCAAAGAUCUCGUUCCGUCAAACUUCAAAUGUUUUAUAGAUAUGACGACACGAGAGAAGGAAAUUGCAUUGCGGUUGAUGAUAAAUAAGAAAGUCAUCGCCACUACUAGACUAGUUCCUCCUUGGAAGUUGAACAUGGCCAACCUCCUCGACAUCAUAAUGCGCGAGAGAUACAUGAUGCAUCUGUUCAACUACAUCGUCUUCAAAUCGGAGAACAGAGAGGCGAGAGAAUGGAAGGACGGGAACUUCUUCGACUAUGAAAAAGUGGAGCAAAGGUUUGGUGUGAGGGCAGCCGAAUGGGAUGAGGAAAGGGAUAGGAUCCCUUUGGAAUACGUCCGAAGGGUUCCAAAAAGACUCAGCGGAGAGCAAGAGGAAAAAUGUCUGAAAGGAGCUGGCCUGAAGGCCACGGAGGCAUUGUAUAGGGACGCGCCUUUCCACUUCAAGUACUUCGUAUACCAUGCAAUUGGAAGAGUGGAGUUGCUGACAGCUGAGUUGCGACGGUUGAAGAACACUGUGCUUAAUCUGAGUUGGGAAAAGAAACAACGACAGUCGUUAUUGCUACCGGUCAACAUGCACCCCAAGGAGUUGCUGCCCGCGGCCGACGAAAUUGUGACUGCGGCCAUAAACUUGAAUUGCAAGGCGGCUAUCCUCGAUCUCGCCAACCCGAAGGAGUGCCUUGCAUGGUUGCCAACCGAUUUUGAUGCUUCGCACAAAACGAUGACGAAAUUGUGCGGCCAACCCAAGUCGCCAUUCGAGCAUGACUACAUAGUUCGCAAAGCGAUGGCACAUGAAGCGUAUGGUGGCUACGAUAAAGCGCAGGUGGGUGCGUUUGCGAUGUUCGUGGCGAGAUGUGAACAAAUGAAGUUCGCAGCAAAUCAGGCAAUGCUGAUGUACGAAGAGUACAUCAACAUUGCCAAAACAACCGAUGCAUGGAAUCCGAUCGAGAGCGACGAGGAGACCGAAACAUCGAACCUCGAAAUCGAAGAGCGAGUGAAACGUUUGCGAGAGGGAAUGCAAAGUGUGUCUGCAUGUAGCGUGCCGAACGAGAAUCCAGAAGAAGGUCGCACAAAAUCGGGAGGUGAAAGCAGUCCGACGCAUGACGUGACCGACAGGGCAAGUUCCGUCAGCGAACGGUCGUACUUUAUUGAAGACAAGGUGCCAGAAACGACGUCCGAGAAGUGGGGGCAUCACAUUUUGUGGCAUACAGACGUAUUUGAGCCAUGCAUUUUCAAGGGGGAGUGGAUGAUGGCACUGCAUCUAACAUCAGGAUGGAAAGUCAAACCGAGAGUGGCAGAAGUACUGUGGCUGAAAGUGACGAAGAGCGAAAUCGUCAUCCGUGUCAGGCGUGAAAACGACGGAACGGACGAGGCAAAUAUUGAGGAGAAGGCUCAAUUGAUAUUCAAUUCUCUGCACUCCAACAAUCGGCUGGAAUAUAAACACAAGUUCUAUGACUUGUCGUCAAGCCGGUCAUACAAGACCGUCAAUUGGAAGAUUGAACUUCAUCCUGCGUGCCAAGACAUUGAGACAUUCCAGUUGGGAUGCUCACAACUUAGGGGGCAGUCGACGACGCACUUGGCUGCCAGUGUUGGGAAAGCGAUGAGUCAAACCAAUGUCAAGAUAAUGGGGGUGGACAAGGGAACACGGAAUGUCGAGAAAGAUCCUUCGAACGUCGCAUCGUACGGGCCUCCUUUAAUAACUCAGGUGAAAAACAAGAGUGCAUCGCAGAUGGAGAGCCCCACUUCUUCCACGAACAUGACGGUUUCAGAUGGAAUGCAACAAGUGGGUAUGCAGAACGUGCGAGUGAGGUGCAAAAAGAUUCCGAUGAGAUGAUGAAACUGUUGGAUGAGGCGGAAAAGGAAGAGGAAGCUUGAGGGAUCAACCACGUCCCAGACGGUGAUUAAUUGUAUAUCGUUAAGCGAUGAAGGGGUAGACGUACAUGUAGAGGGGCGCGAUGAUAAUGAGGAUGCAAUGGACAAUGUCGAUGAACAGAAGGUAGUGGAUGACGGAGGUCAACCUGCGAGACGAUCCACAAGAGAAAUAAAGAAAAAACACCCGA
This is a messenger RNA of Chara braunii, 4203 nucleotides long. Lineage: Eukaryota; Viridiplantae; Streptophyta; Charophyceae; Charales; Characeae. The record is from the annotation of a GenBank genome assembly.